AUGCCCAUGUUCAUGCCACUACCCGCCUACGCGGAAGCUCCUCCUCGCGGAAGCUACUCAGGUACCAGUAGUGCAUCUGCUAACCCUGAUGAGGACUGGACCAAGAUCUCUGACAUUGCUGAGCGCCGACGGAUACAGAAUCGCAUUGCUCAGCGCAACUACCGCAAGAGACUCAAGCGACGUCUCGAGGACCUCGAGCGCCGUGCUGGCUCUUCUGACCAUGUCGGGUCCGAUAAGCAGGCCCAGGAGGCCACCAAGUCGAAGCGAUCCUUCAAGUCCCAAAAGUCUCAGCCCGCUACCUCCACCAAGCCAGUCAUCUCUCAGAGCCAGUUCAUUCCUCCCGGGGAGCCAACUGACGAUCUCUUCCCCCCUGGCACCCACGGCGACCGGGCUCGCUCCAACAGCCUUUCCCAGUUCACAUACUCGACUUAUCCGACCCCUGAUGAGAUGUUCGUCGCUCCCUACGAUUCCCCUGAGGCCUCCUUGGCCAUGAAUACUGCCGACGCCUACCCCAACUACCUGAAUGCUUCCGCUGUGCCCAUGAUGCUUUCCCCAAUGACGAAUUUUAGCGAUACCACCAAGCGGGAGUCAUGCCCCAGCGACGACGAUCUGACCCCUUAUACGACUUAUGGCUACAUGCCGCCCAUGGGCUUCAACGCUCCAAGCCCCUACGACCAGUCAAACCCUCAUGACAACUCAGCCAACUACUCAGAGGCCGAAAAGGAAUAUCCCAUCACGUGUUAGUCACUGACCGAUUCGCCCAGGCUGAUUCAGCUUUAAUAGAGUAAGUGAAAGACUACGUCCACAUUCUCACCCGCCUGAGCCAAGAUGAUUAAUAGUCAUCUUUUUCUCUGGGUGCUGGGGACGGUCCAACACAGUCUGUGAAAUGUAGCCACCGAGACACAAUUGGGCGACCAUAAGCUACUUUGCAGCUAGUUUAGGCCCUAGAAUCAGCUCUAAUAGGC
Molecule: messenger RNA, 965 nt
Organism: Fusarium redolens
Lineage: Eukaryota; Fungi; Ascomycota; Sordariomycetes; Hypocreales; Nectriaceae
Exons: 3
Coding region: 1-744 (247 amino acids)
Biological process (GO): regulation of DNA-templated transcription
Molecular function (GO): DNA-binding transcription factor activity
Source: RefSeq, a predicted model, not a curated record